Messenger RNA from Cladocopium goreaui, 3771 nucleotides. The record is from the annotation of a GenBank genome assembly. Lineage: Eukaryota; Dinophyceae; Suessiales; Symbiodiniaceae.
AUGUCAGAUACGCUGUCUGAUGCACCAAGCUUGCCUCCUGAUGUUGAAUCUGAAGAUGAUAACAAAGACGCAUCUGAAGCAAGAUCCGUAAGUCUUCCCUCUGACGUUCAAUCUGAUGCUGAGCCUGGAAAUCUUCAAAAGCAUUGCAGCUGCCGAUUGCAAUGUUACCUGAAGUUUGAUGAAGCAGAAAUCGAACAUCGACGUGCUGAAAAUUUGAAGGAUCAGCAGGUUCGACUCCAGAAUUUAUUUGGAAAGGUGAAAUCUUUCGUGGAUGCUUUAUCUGUAAAGACUGCUCGCAUAGAUUGGCAAAUGGGUGGCCAAAAAGUGUGCAGGCCCUUUUGGGAGUAUUGCCACUCAGUAGGCCACAAACAAGUGGACGACAUGGUGAAAUUGGCUAAGCUUGGACAUGCUGCUCUCCCUGAAAAAGGCGCCCGGAUGCCCAAGGAGAAGCCUCGCAUGGAUGAGGCUGAUGUUUGGUUCCUCAACUUAUAUACAGGUCUUGCAGAGCCGACACCAGUGGAAGAUGGUGGCCAUCGCCAUGUGGAAGAACUUCCUGAUGCAGAUCAAGUGCAUGAAGUUGUCCACGAUGUUAGCCAUCCACUAUAUUCAAUGUCUGUUGGUGUUGGCAACCAGGGGGCAUUGGUCCCGAAGCGUUUCCUCAAUCAGGAGAAUUUGGCUUCUUUGUGGCAUGUCUACGAGCUGAACAAGUCGGAUGAGCCACGUGUGUCCCGGGAUACCUUCACCAAAGCUUUCAAUCGACACUGGAAAAGGAUUUUAUGCUUCAAGGGUUAUGGUCAAGGAGUACGAUGUCAAGUUUGUGCUGAUUUUGAUGAGAGGCGUUCGCAGCUGACUUCAAAGAAGGAGCGCCAGGAGAUUGACGAGUUGAAGCAGCAGCACCUCAACAGAUGUGACAUGGACCGAUCUGUCAAUGUCAGGGGCAACCGAUUGUCAAAGCAGGAUUCAAAUUUUAAGAUGGAGAACUCCUCGACUAGCUUCCUCAAGGUGUUGGUGGACGGGAUGGACCAGGCAAAAUUUCGAUGUCCCAGAAACUUGAAAGCCAAUGUAGCCUUCGCCAAUGUCCAAAGGCCGGCCUUGCAUCUCACUGGAGCUGUGGCAAUUGGCCUCUGCGAGGUUUAUUAUAUUCUUGCGCCUGACGCCAAGAAGGACAGCAACAUGGUUGCAACUUGCUUGGCCCACCUUUUGGACAGAUGCCAACUUGUUGUCGAAAAUAGAGGACCAGAUUAUUGCUUGCCAAGACAUCUCAUCAUUGGAGCGGACAAUUGCACCAGGGAGACGAAGAAUGCCUAUUUGGCCCAAUUCGGUGCCUUCCUUGUGGGAAGGGGUUUAUUUGAUUCAGCGGAGUUUCAGUUUAUGGUCACUGGCCACACAAAGAAUGAGCUGGAUCAGCGCUUUUCAAGCGUUGCGACGAUUUUGAACAAGGCUGGCACCCUGGAAACGCCAUUGCAAUUUGCCAACUACAUGACGCACCAUGUUAAGCCAGCAAUGGCAACCGAGAUGCAGGUGGAGGUCUUGGAUGCUACUAGGGAUUGGCAAGCUUUCUUUGAACAUUUGAGCAUGCACGUGCAAGGGCUCACAGCGACCCACCUUCAGCCUGAUUCAAACCAUGUUUGGCGCUUUGUCUUGCGACAGCAAAUUGACCGUGCCCAAAUGGUGGAGAACCACAACCCAAACUGGAAGGAUUUUCCUGAAGACCCCAGGGAUGUUGUGCUGAUUCUCAAGCAGUGCCUUGGUUUUUUCCUGGUCUUCCCAGCCUUUGGGGAUCUGAAGAGUCAGCACUCAAGAGGCACCGACUACACUACUUUCCUGCGAAAGUACAACCAGCAGUCUGUUGCGGCUCACCAACUUCGCGGUCGCAAGCAAACUGCACUGAAGCUCCUCUUCGAAAGCGCUCCCAAGGACGUGCUGGAUGAGAUCCUCAACCAUGUUGGAACUCUUGGAUGGGAGAAUUGUGCUUGGACUGAGGAGAAUUUGGCUUCAAAACGUCUCUUCCCAGGACACGUUUUCCCAGCCAAGAACAGGAAGUGGCAACAGAGAUUGAGAGUCAGCGACAGGUCCUUGAGAAUUAUGGUUCUCAGGAUUCAUUGGGAGCAGGAGCACCAGUCUUGUGAGAAGCGCAGCCAGAAGAAGCCGGAUGACAGAGCUUGUGAGCUACUGGCUGAAAAAGCAGCUUGCCUCGUUUCCUUAGCAGAUGAGUUUUGCUCUGAGCAUCCCAUCACCAUGGAGACAGUCCAGAAGAAGAUACUGGAUGAGUGGUCCUCUGGAUGCAAGCGCAUUGACAUGGAGCUGGCCGCGCAGUUACUGGAGAAGUCAGAAUGUCAUGUGGUUGACCUUGGAAAGACAAAUGCCUUCUUUCAGUCGGAGCUUCGCAAGGCUGGGCGAACUGAUCCUUGCAAGCAAAUGGCCGCCAAGGACUUGAAGGAAAUGGAAGACAUGGCUGAUGACAGCCUCCCAAGCACAACUUCAAGCAAUCACAUCUCUGGAGCAGCCAAGCAUUGUCAGUUUGGCCGUCCUGCUGCAGAAGAGGUCUUUCGCAAGGCCUUCAACCAAGUUGACCUGGAGAAAUUUCCAGCUGUGCUGAUCGUGGACCUCUUCCCCCGAGUUGGUGAUUUUGCAGGUGCUUUUUGCCGCCUCCGGACCCAAUUGAAUGCUGGGACCAGCUUGUUCUACAUUGGUGUCGGAGAGAAGGCCAAAGAAUUGGAAUGGCUUCGCGCGACUUUGCUCGAAGAGUUGGUGGAGAAAGUGAAGCUGGAAGGCUUUCAAAUUCCUGGUGCUCAGCCAUUUCAGAAAGAAGUCAACCCAGACCUCCUGGAUGCACUUCCCGCAAUUCCAAUUACCAAUCUUCUUGUUGUGAAAGGUGAAGGUGAAGAUCGAAGUCUGGUGCUGCCAAAGCACUUGAUGCUGAAGUGGCGUUCUGAUGAAGAUUUCGGCGAUGAAUUUUCCAAGUGGCUUGACGCAUUUUUGGAAAAGUAUUCAGUGAGUGAAGAUGCAGACAAUUCUUCACCCAACAACAAGAGACAAAACAGUGAAGAAAAAACAUCGGAGGCUGAACCGAGCCCAAAAAGGUGUCGAGUGGAGGAAGUGCCUGCAGAAUGCUUGCUUCCUUGUGACAAAAUUGCAGAGACGCUUCUAUUUGAGACGAAGCUUGGAGGAAAAGAUACCAUUGGAUUCCAGAUCCGCACCAACCACCAGCUCUAUUUGGUCAACCAGACCUCCCAUGAGCUCAGUCUCAAAGCAAUGUCGCCUUUGGUUGGAUUUGGCAGGGGAUCGUUCAAGUUGUUCAAGGAAGGUGACACACUACCUGAGAAAGCUUUGCUUUUUCACAUUGCUUCCUCAGAUGCCUUGGUUUGCCUCAACGGUGCUGUGCAGACAAUUUCAGAAGUGCUAUUCAACCAAAGAAAAAUCAAGCCUGAGGCUACUGUCUGCUACCACAAGGCUACACCUUCUGGGCAAAAAACUGAUGGCCAGACAUUGUUUGACUUCAAGUUGACCCACAAAAUUUGCUUUGUGCCGCCGACGAAACGAGAUGGAGCAGAUGAAGGAGCAGAAAAACCCGGCAAAGAAGAGACUAUAUCCUUCACCAACAUCGCCUCACGCGAAACAGCUGGUACUUUUUGUGAUUUGCAAUGCGCAAGUCUGAUUUGGCAUGUGCGCUGGACAGUCAAGGGGCUGCAGCCGCUGAAGCCCAUGAUCCAUUUAACCAAAAAGCUUUGCCUUGCUGCAGGUCAGUGCUGCAAACUCAAUAAGCAAUGA